Messenger RNA from Engraulis encrasicolus (European anchovy), 1928 nucleotides. RefSeq names its product S-antigen protein-like. NCBI's taxonomy places the organism in Eukaryota, Metazoa, Chordata, Actinopteri, Clupeiformes, Engraulidae. The record is from RefSeq and is a predicted model, not a curated record. The coding region runs from base 35 to 1903 and encodes 622 amino acids. The transcript is spliced from 3 exons.
GUGAUAGUGUGGAGGUAGAGAGUAGCACUGCAGCAUGAUGACGGCGCUCACUGGAAGAGAGUUGAGGUUGGCCAUGCUUAUUUUGGUCUUUGCCUGCCAGGACAUCAUGCUUGUAAAUGGCUUUCCUGGCAUCAAACAAGGACUGCAGAAGCCGAGCAGCUGGUAUCAUCAUGCUGGUUUUGGUGAAGAUGCGUCGAAAAAAGCUGCUAAUACUCGCCCUGUUUUUGGCUCCCUGGAUAACCAUGGGCCUGCCACACAGCCAACCUCUGCUCUCUGGAAGCCACAGUCCUCUGGAUCUCAACCAGCUCCGUACAUCCCUGUAAAGCAGAACCGACAGCAGUCCCAGGGCACCUGGAACACUCAGACAUCUGGAUCCGGUCAGGUGACGACGUACAACCCCAACCAGCAGUCAUCCUCUGGAAACUGGCCGUCCCAGACCUCUGGAUCCGCACAGUCUGGGCAGCCAUCCUCCGGUAUCUGGAAACCCCAGCCGUCUGGCUCACAACAGAGCCAGCAACCAUCCACUGGUAUGUGGAACCCACAGAGCUCUGGAUCUGGACAGUCUGGCCAGAAAUCAUCCGAUAUCUGGAAACCCCAGCCGUCUGACUCACAACAGGCGACCUACAACCCUGUGCAACAAAACCAGCAACCAUCCACUGGUAUCCGGAACCCACAAACCUCUGGAUCUGGACAGGCUAUGUACAACCCGACCCAGUCACCAUCCUUUGGUGGUAGGUGGCGGUCACAGACCUCUGGGUCACAACAGGGUACAUAUAAAUCUCCAAAACAAAGCCAAAAUAUCGCCAGAUAUUCGGGUUUCAGUUCUCAAGGUUUCCUGGGCCCCAGGGCUUCCCACCCAUACAAGCCCGAACGGACCAUCAGGCCAUUCCAGAGGGAUAACGACUCCAACCAGCCUUGGAGAUCCUCAGCAUCAAGUGGCCAGCUACCUGCUCGAAACCAGCAGACCUCCGAAUCAGACAGAGAUGACUACCCAUCCUCAUCACGCUAUCCCUAUGGCAGUGGUGGCUCCAGGCCUUCCACCAGCUCAAGCGGCAGCACUGGCUACAAGCCUCCAUACUCAGGAAGCAGCAGUGAUGGUGGCUACAAACCUUCCUCCUCUGGUAACUAUGGCCCUUCAUCCUCCGGUAGUCACGGUCCUUCCUCCUCUGGUAACUAUGGCCCUUCCUCCUCUGGCAGUAGCAACAGUGAUGGCUACAAGCCCUCAUCCUCUGGUAACUAUGGCCCUUCCUCCUCUGGUAACUAUGGCCCUUCCUCCUCUGGUAACUAUGGCCCUUCCUCUGAUAACUAUGGCCCUUCCUCCUCUGGUAACUAUGGCCCCUCCUCCUCUGGUGGCAGCAGCAGCGGCUACAAGCCUUCCUCCACUUCCAGCAGUAGCAGAUUUGGCAACGGGAAGAAGCCUUGCUCCGUCUGUGGCACCAAAGGUGGCGGCUACGAGCCUUCAUCGUCUGGCAGUGGUGGUUAUAGGCCGACGGCCAGCAGCAGCUACCGACCAUCCAGUGGACUCGGCAGCACUGACUACAAGCCAGCCAGGCGCACCGGCGUUAUUGGCUACAAGGCGACCAACUCCCAACCCAUGCCGCCGUCCUGGAAGCCACAACAGGGGCCUUCCGAACCGAGACAGCAGAGCAAGGGGGGUUCAGAUUGGGAACAACCUGCCUGGCGUGAAGAUGGUUUUACUCAAAGCAGUUCCCAGUCUGCGCAGAGCGGGUCGAGGUCAUCCCUUUCCUCCGUCACGGAUGGAUCCACAUGUACGACCUGCCGCCGGCGUAAGCCAGAUCAGACUGGUCAAGAUGAGCCUUCUGAUCGGUCUUCAAACAUUUUCCUAAACCUGGACUCUGACGAUUCAACCUACUUGGCUCAUCUUGGGGAGACUAUGGGCUGACUGGUGUGUUUUGGAUUUUUUUUCU